This is a messenger RNA of Penaeus vannamei (Pacific white shrimp), 500 nucleotides long. The record is from RefSeq and is a predicted model, not a curated record. NCBI's taxonomy places the organism in Eukaryota, Metazoa, Arthropoda, Malacostraca, Decapoda, Penaeidae.
GGAUUCCAUCGCAAACAUGUUCUUUAAGGUAUCUGUGUUAGUGGCGCUCGCAGUGGCCGUCGCAGCCCGACCCGAGACUCCUUCCUACACUCCUCCCAGCCCAUCCUACAACGCUCCCGCCCAUCCUUCUCCUUCAUACAGUGCUCCCACGUACCAUGAUGUUCCAGCCCAGUACAACACCCAGUAUGCCGUGAGCGACGAAUACUCAGGUAACAACUUUGGGCAUCAAGAGGACCGCGACGGCUACAAGACCCAGGGAACGUACUACGUGCAGCUCCCCGACGGCCGUCUGCAGAAGGUCACCUACUACGUCGACGGCGACUCCGGCUACGUGGCAGAGGUGACCUACGAAGGGGAAGCUCAGUACCCAGCCUAUCAGCCCGCUCCAUCAACCUCUUAUCAGCCAGCUCCUUCUCCGUCCUACGCUUAAUUCACUUGCUGUAUUCCGUAAAACUUGAACUCUGAGAUCCAUUAUUUAUUUAUAAUAAAUAUCGUACCUG